Molecule: messenger RNA, 1564 nt
Organism: Helicoverpa zea (corn earworm)
Lineage: Eukaryota; Metazoa; Arthropoda; Insecta; Lepidoptera; Noctuidae
Product: tubulin beta chain
Exons: 3
Coding region: 116-1447 (443 amino acids)
Biological process (GO): microtubule cytoskeleton organization; mitotic cell cycle
Cellular component (GO): cytoplasm; microtubule
Molecular function (GO): GTP binding; GTPase activity; structural constituent of cytoskeleton
Source: RefSeq, a predicted model, not a curated record
GGGGAUGCGACCACGGGACGCUCGUACUGGACGAGUAUGUUCGGAAUGUAAAUGGUUUGCUACAGUCUGAUUUUGAUUAAAUUUCGGCACCAAAUUUUUUGUGAAUUUUACAAAAAUGAGGGAAAUCGUCCACAUCCAGGCCGGGCAAUGCGGAAAUCAGAUCGGAGCCAAGUUCUGGGAAGUAAUCUCCGACGAGCACGGCAUCGACUCCACGGGUGCCUACAAUGGAGACUCCGAUCUGCAAUUAGAACGCAUCAACGUCUACUACAAUGAGGCUUCGGGCGGCAAGUACGUGCCGCGCGCAGUCCUGGUAGACCUUGAGCCCGGCACCAUGGACUCCGUGCGCUCCGGACCCUUCGGACAAAUCUUCCGCCCUGACAACUUUGUAUUCGGACAGUCAGGUGCUGGAAACAACUGGGCCAAGGGUCACUACACAGAGGGCGCUGAACUGGUUGACUCAGUACUCGAUGUCGUACGGAAGGAAGCCGAGGGUUGCGACUGCCUCCAAGGCUUCCAGCUAACUCAUUCUCUUGGAGGUGGAACAGGCUCUGGAAUGGGGACCCUCCUUAUUUCGAAAAUCAGGGAAGAAUACCCUGAUAGGAUAAUGAACACCUUCUCCGUAGUCCCUAGCCCGAAAGUAUCGGAUACUGUAGUAGAGCCGUACAACGCGACCCUCUCUGUACAUCAGUUGGUCGAAAAUACCGAUGAAACCUACUGUAUAGAUAACGAGGCGCUAUAUGACAUCUGUUUCCGAACGCUGAAGCUGACGACCCCAACCUACGGUGACUUAAAUCACCUGGUAUCUGCGACUAUGUCAGGCGUGACGACAUGUCUCAGGUUCCCUGGGCAACUGAACGCGGACCUGAGGAAGCUCGCCGUGAAUAUGGUACCUUUCCCACGACUACACUUCUUCAUGCCUGGCUUCGCUCCGCUGACGUCACGCGGCAGCCAGCAGUACCGCGCCCUGACUGUGCCGGAGCUCACGCAGCAAAUGUUUGACGCAAAGAACAUGAUGGCGGCUUGUGACCCGCGCCAUGGGCGAUACUUAACCGUCGCCGCAGUGUUCCGCGGACGCAUGUCCAUGAAGGAAGUGGACGAGCAGAUGCUCAAUAUCCAGAACAAGAACAGCAGUUACUUUGUCGAAUGGAUCCCGAACAACGUCAAGACCGCCGUCUGCGAUAUACCUCCCCGUGGUUUGAAGAUGUCUGCUACCUUUAUUGGAAAUACCACCGCUAUACAGGAGCUGUUCAAGAGGAUUUCUGAGCAGUUCACUGCUAUGUUUAGAAGGAAGGCUUUCUUGCACUGGUACACUGGUGAAGGUAUGGAUGAGAUGGAGUUCACCGAGGCGGAGAGUAACAUGAACGACCUGGUGUCGGAGUACCAGCAGUACCAGGACGCGACGGCGGAUGACGAGGGCGAGUUCGAGGAGGAAGUGGAGGAUGAGUGAAUGUUGAAUGUUUUGUGCCUGUCCAAUGUAUUGUAUUGUCCAUGUGCUUGUUUAGUGUUAGGCGUAACUAUUCGUUUUGAUGUUAUUUUAUUUGUUACAAUAAAUGCUAAGUAACAA